This is a messenger RNA of Coregonus clupeaformis (lake whitefish), 1197 nucleotides long. RefSeq names its product claudin-4. Gene Ontology annotation, biological process: cell adhesion; bicellular tight junction assembly. Gene Ontology annotation, molecular function: structural molecule activity. Gene Ontology annotation, cellular component: bicellular tight junction; plasma membrane. The record is from RefSeq and is a predicted model, not a curated record. Lineage: Eukaryota; Metazoa; Chordata; Actinopteri; Salmoniformes; Salmonidae. The transcript has a single exon. Bases 197 to 871 code for a protein of 224 amino acids.
UGCAGCCCAACCCCAGCCCAGAGGACACAAGGACAGAGAGAAACAACAGCCCAGCGCCAGUGGACAAGGCGAGACUACGGCAGCCCAGCACCAAGGACAGACCACAGCCCAAGAUCACAUCACCAAGGAAAGAGAGAGACGACAGCCACAGAACAGGACCAGAGCACCCAGGGACAGGGAGAGACUAGUUCCAGAGAUGGCCUCGGCCGGCCUGGAGAUCCUGGGUAUGAUCCUUUGUGUGUCAGGCUGGCUAGGGGUCAUGGUGGCCUGUGGCCUGCCAAUGUGGAGAGUAGCUGCCUACAUUGGCCAGAACAUUGUCAUCUCUCAAGUGAUCUGGGAGGGUCUGUGGAUGAACUGUUCUGUCCAGAGCACGGGCCAGAUGCACUGCAAGGUCCACGACUCCAUGCUUGGACUCCCUGUGGACCUACAGGCGGCCCGAGCCCUGGUCAUUGUCUCUAUGGUGCUGUGCAUCAUGGGCAUCGGCCUGUCUGUAGCCGGGGCCAAGUGCACCAACUGCAGCUCAGACACGGGAAGCAAGCCCCGCAUGGUGCUGGGGGCCGGGGUGACCUUCAUCGUGGCGGGGCUGUUGCUGCUGACGGCCGUAUCGUGGACGGCUAACAGCAUCGUCUUGGACUUCUACGACCCGAUGCUGGAGGAGACGGGAAAGAGGGAGUUUGGGAACUCACUGUAUUUUGGAUGGGCUGCCUCCUGUCUGCUUCUCCUAGGGGGAGCUCUGCUCUGCUGCUCCUGCCCUCCGAAAGCACCCCAGGGUGGGAGCGGGGCUGGGUCUGGACCCCACAGGGUGGUGAACUACUCUGCGGUCAAAUCCCCCAUGUCUGUCAAUGGAUAUAUGAGGAGGGACUAUGUGUGAGAGAGAGAGUGUUCAAUGGCUUUAGUAUAGAGACAGCCUCUUGAGACUGAUGGGACUGAUGGAAUAACUAAUGUUAGCGAGGCCCCUUUCCUGACUGCACGCUAUAUGGGUAGCGCAGAAUAAAUGCAGCCAUGUGGGAUAUUUGAUUCAGAUAUAUAGUAUGAACGAUUGCCGAUUAAUGCUAGAUUGUGUGUUACAUAUAUGAUUUCUGUAGAGUUGGAGACAUGCAUUUAUAGACGAGUCAAGUAAAUGUAGAUGGUAGGAUUAGAGACAUUUCUUAUUAAUGUUUUACCUGUUCUAAAAUAGUUUUUGUACUAAAUUUCACA